Molecule: messenger RNA, 1248 nt
Organism: Adineta steineri
Lineage: Eukaryota; Metazoa; Rotifera; Eurotatoria; Adinetida; Adinetidae
Source: the annotation of a GenBank genome assembly
AUGAAUUUUAGUCGAUUAGUUUCAACUGUUCCAUUAAUUCGAACAAUUCGCCCUGCAUCAUGGAUGUUUCAGUCUCGAAAUAUGUCGUCUGCUGUGAUCAAUCAAUCAUUAUAUAAUCUUACUGAAGAGGAACAAAUGCUUAAAGAAACAGUUGCUCGAUAUGGUAAAGAACAUGUUGAACCUUUUCUUCGUGAAAUGGAAGAAAAAGAACAAUUCAAACCUGAAAUAAUAAAAGCAGCAUUUGAUCAAGGAUGGUUAGGCAUCGAAAUACCUACAGAGUAUGGUGGCAGUGGUUUUGAUCUUUUCUCAUGUAUAUUGGCAAUUGAGGAAGCUUCGAAAAUAGAUAGUGCAUUUGGAGGUUUAAUUGAUAUACAAAAUACUGUUGUUAAUCCUUUUUUUAUUCAACUUGCAAAUGAUGCCCAAAAAGAAUAUUAUCUACCAAAAUUAGCAAAAGAUAUGAUUGGAAGUUUUUGUUUAACAGAACCGACUUCUGGUAGUGAUGCAUUUGCUUUAAAAACAACAGCAAAAAAACAAGGUGAUUAUUAUGUAUUAAAUGGAACAAAAAUGUGGAUAUCAAAUGCAGGAAUAAGUGGAGUCUAUCUGGUUAUGGCAAAUUUAAAUCCAGAAAAUAAAUACAGAGGAAUUACAACAUUUAUUGUUGAUGCAGGCACUGAAGGUCUACGUAUUGGAAAAGCAGAGAAAAAACUUGGUUUAAAAGCAUCUUCAACCUGUCAGGUUCAUUUUGAUGAUUGCAAAAUUCCUGCUAAAAAUCUUCUUGGUAAAGAAGGACAAGGUUACAAAUACGCAAUUACCAUGCUUAAUGAAGGCCGUAUUGGUAUUGCUGCUCAAAUGGUUGGUGUUUGUCAAGGUGCAUUCAAUAAAACAAUACCAUAUACAAAAGAACGAAAACAAUUUGGUCAACGUAUAUUUGAUUUUCAAGGUAUGCAACAUCAAAUAGCAUCAUUAGCAACAGAAAUCGAAGCUGCUCGACUUUUAACAUAUAAUGCUGCACGUUUACGUGAUGCUAAAUUACCGUUUGUAAAACAAGCAGCCAUGGCUAAACUCUAUGCAUCAGAGUUAGCAGGCAGAGUAACUAGUAAAUGUAUUGAUUUUAUGGGUGGUGUUGGCUUUUCAUGUGAUUAUCCACAAGAAAAAUUCUUCCGUGAUUGUAAAGUUGGAACUAUUUAUGAAGGAACAAGUAAUAUCCAACUAAAUACAAUUGCCAAGUUUAUUGAUAAUGAAUACUGA